AUGCCCAGAACUGCAGGAUCGCUUCUCGUCCGCUUGGUUUGGAUACCGCUCAUAGGCCCAGCUCUACGCAGUACUGGAACCAAACGAAUAGUCCUUCUUGUUAUUGCGGUCACUUCUGCUUUCUCAGUCUUUCUCUGGUCGAGGACCCCUUCGCGCCCAUUUCGUCGAAUAGAAGUGCAGUGGGGACUCGGAGACUCUAUUCCAUCUUCCGUACAAGUCGACUUGACGAGCUUUUUCAACGCAAAAGCGGCAUCUACGGGGCUGGACGACGCAAGAGCAGAUUUUGAUGGGACUGGCAGCGCAUUCCCACAGCAUGAACUGCCAUCUGAGUCGGCACUCACAUACAGAGGGAUACCAUUUCAACUCCCACCGUUCUAUCACCCGUCGAGGUUCGACACAAUCCGGUCCGCUUCCCAAAUCAUCCCGGUCGCACGACAUGUGAGGUAUCAAAGCCUACACGCCUUGGGCGCCGCCGUUUGGCCUGCGUCGUCAUUCUCCCAACCAGUCACCGGCAACAUCUCGCUAAUGUUCGAUGAUGGAAGUGUACACCUUUCCAGCAUUACUUUUGGCCCAUGGUACGCGAGUGAGUUCUUUACCGGGGUCAUGAAUGGGGCCAUUCACACCCCAUGGCACUAUGGGCCGUCGACUGAGAAUCAUGCGAUAAAUCGCAACAUCACCCAGAUACACUACUCUGAGGCUUAUGUACCGAGCGCGGUCCCGCUCGUCGCGAUACAACUCCCUCCCAAGGAUAUACUGAUCAACUGGUUUUCUAUCACGCUUCGUCCAAUUGGCUAUGACGUAGGUCCUAGGCCUCGCCCAGAACUUCCCACCUACCCCGUGUUAGGUAUUCAGAGCGUCCACUCGACCACCAAGUGGUUUGACACGGGCCUCUGCCAAAGCUCAAGUCGGAUCCAGCAGAUCGAGGUUCGGCUUGACAACCUGGCGCCACUUGGGUCACCCACUUCAGCGUGGCUCACGUCUGCACAUACGGUAACUUUGAACUCUUCUUCAUUACUCACGGUCGUUCCAGGGAUUGUAUAUCGUUUACGCUCGAACGAUCAAGUAUCGGUUCUUGUCGGCGUAUGCAACGCUGAGGGCGUUAGGCCAGGUAGUCCUGCGCAGAUAUCUGUCAUCGUGAAGGAUGUCGCCGGAAAUCCUGUGCAUACAAGUGAUCAGUGGCUUGUCACCGCCGGCAUCCCAGGUUGGACCAUGGGGGAUGCAAGCCUGGAUACCCACGAAGCGCCUGAAUGGUUCGACGACGCAAAAUUUGGCAUCCUCGUACAUUGGGGCAUAUACUCUGUUCCUGCUUGGGCACCUGUCGGAGAACAAUAUGCUGAGUGGUAUAAUUGGCAACUGCACGAACAUGACGGAACAAAUUCACCAACAUGGGAACACCAUCGCACGGUUUAUGGCCUAGACGUCGUAUAUGACGAUUUCAUCGCAGACUUCCUUACAUCGUCUUGGAAUCCCGACAAAUGGGUAGACUUGUUCUCCGAUGCCGGUGCAAAAUAUUUCGUCUUCACUGCGAAACACCACGAUGGUUUCUCCCUGUUCGAAGACCCUAGUCUUUCCCUCCGAAAUUCUGUGGACAUGGGUCCCAGACAUGACAUCCUCGAGGAACUAUUCGCCAGUGCUAGAGCUCGGCAUCCUGAUCUUCGUCGUGGAGCAUACUUCAGCCUGCCAGAGUGGUUCAACCCCGACUAUGCGCCUUACAGCCAUAGCAGCUUUCCAGGACGCCCAGCUCAUUACAUGCGCAACGAUUCAUGCUGCGAACCAUACGCGGGAUACGUCCCUGUUCAGGACUUUAUACAAGAUGUGCAGAAAAUUCAGAUGGAAGCACUCUUGUUCAACUAUGACACCGAUAUUCUUUGGUGCGAUGCUGGCGGAGCAAGCGCGUAUCCUCAAAUUGCUGCAAACUGGUACAACUAUGCCGCAUCACAAAAUCGCCAAGUGACGCAGAACAACCGCUGUGGAGCGAACCAAACUGAUUUCGUGUCCAUUGACUACUCGAAGUCGGGCGGACGUCUACCACAGAAGUGGGAAAGUGCCGCUGGCGUUGACCCUCAUAGCUUUGGGUUCAAUUCAGCCACUCCUGUGCACCUUUAUCAAAAUGCAUCCAGUCUUAUACCAGAACUCGUCGACAUCGUUUCCAAAGGAGGGAAUUUCUUGGUUAAUGUCGUGAGUCUCUUCCGUAUCAGCCGUUCAAAGGUGUGUUACCAAUCACCAAUACAGGGCCCGAAAGCGGACGGGACAAUCGUGCCAGCCCAACAAGAGCCUCUCAUCGAGAUGGGUCGCUGGCUCCGCUCCUCAGGCGAGGCUAUCUACGGCACAAGGCCUUGGUGGAUUCAAUCUGGCGAUGACACGUUUACCGCAGUACGGUUCACCACUAAGCCCGAUGCGUUCUACAUCAUAUCCAUUGUGCGGCCUGUGGACGGUGUGCUCCGGACUGUGGCUCCUGUUCCAAUAGUUGAGGGAGAUGUUGUGACGCUUCUUGGAGGUUCGGGCCAGCACCUAGCGUGGUCGUCUGACGAUGUGGGCGUUUUCUGUGUAGAAGUAAGUGAGCAAGAGUUGGAUCGCUCACAGUACGCUUGGGCAUUCAAGAUUUCUUAUUAA
Messenger RNA from Stereum hirsutum FP-91666 SS1, 2613 nucleotides. RefSeq names its product glycoside hydrolase family 29 protein. Bases 1 to 2613 code for a protein of 870 amino acids. Gene Ontology annotation, molecular function: alpha-L-fucosidase activity. Gene Ontology annotation, biological process: glycoside catabolic process; fucose metabolic process. The record is from RefSeq and is a predicted model, not a curated record. NCBI's taxonomy places the organism in Eukaryota, Fungi, Basidiomycota, Agaricomycetes, Russulales, Stereaceae. Gene Ontology annotation, cellular component: lysosome. The transcript is spliced from 23 exons.